Molecule: messenger RNA, 888 nt
Organism: Cutaneotrichosporon oleaginosum
Lineage: Eukaryota; Fungi; Basidiomycota; Tremellomycetes; Trichosporonales; Trichosporonaceae
Cellular component (GO): mRNA cleavage factor complex
Molecular function (GO): mRNA 3'-UTR AU-rich region binding
Source: RefSeq, a predicted model, not a curated record
CUCACACGGCUCUGAAUCUCACCCGCUCACAUAGCGUCUCAUCCUUUCUGACCGCUCACUUCACCUCGAGUUAGAAUGCCCAUCAAGCACCACUCCGCGGAGAAAGUUGACCUUCUCCCCGUUCACAAGUUCUCCUUCCACAACACAACGACUCAGCCUGAGGAAGACUCGUCCGUUGCUGAGCGUAUGCGGCGUCUCCAGGACCAGUAUGACGAGACCGGAAUGCGCCGCUCGGUUGACGCUGUCAUCCUUGUUCAUGAUCACGGCGUCCCCUGCGUUCUGACCACGCAGAUCGCCAAUGACUUCUUCAAGCUCCCCGGCGGAUAUCUUGACCCCUCGGAAGACGAAGAGACUGGACUCAUCCGCCACCUGGAUGAUCUUCUUGGCGCCGGCACCAAGCAGUGGCGUGCGGAGGGACCUCACUGGAAUAUCCACUGCCUCCUCGCGGUCUGGUACCGUCCUAACUUUGACGGGUUCUUCUAUCCUUACAAACCGGCACACGUCUCCCAGCCCAAGGAAUGCAAGAAGAUCUACCUCGUCACUAUGCCUGAGCAGAUGGUGGGCGUGCCCCUGAACAUGAAGCUACUCGCCAUUCCGAUUCACGAGUUCUAUGACAACACGCAGCGCUACGGACCCCAGCUUAGCGCGAUUCCGCACAUGCUCAGCCGGUAAGUCCUCCUCAUGCCGGGGAUGCGUAUUUUGUCCGAGACUCGAGGCGCCCAGAGUCCUGGGAACGACAACGGAGCGAGCCGGGGCGAGGGUUUGCAGUUAACGCCCUCAGCAUAGCAUUCACUCCCAAGCACUGAUCGAUCCACGAGCGUUUCGCCUUGAUCAUCUCUAUCUGUAACAAUAAACGCCUCACGUCUCCUCAACCUCGUCUCCCACGGG